Molecule: messenger RNA, 852 nt
Organism: Cutaneotrichosporon oleaginosum
Lineage: Eukaryota; Fungi; Basidiomycota; Tremellomycetes; Trichosporonales; Trichosporonaceae
Biological process (GO): rRNA (guanine-N7)-methylation
Cellular component (GO): nucleolus
Molecular function (GO): rRNA (guanine) methyltransferase activity
Source: RefSeq, a predicted model, not a curated record
AUGUCACGUCCUGAGGAGAUCGCGCCGCCCGAGGUGUUUUACGGCGAUGUUGAGGCUAAGAAGUACACGGGCAACACCCGCGUGAAGGACAUCCAGGCGCGAAUGACCGAUCGUGCACUCGAACUCCUUCAGCUUCCCCCCGGAGAGUCGCAGUUUCUCCUCGACAUUGGGUGCGGAAGCGGUCUGAGCGGCGAGAUUUUGGACGAGGACGGGCACAUUUGGGUUGGCGUCGAUAUUUCGCCCAGCAUGCUUGAGGUGGCUGUUGAGCGUGAGGUCGAGGGUGACCUGUUCCUCCAGGACAUUGGGCAAGGCUUCGGCUUCCGCCCAGGAACCUUUGACGGCGCGAUCUCCAUCUCGGUGCUGCAGUGGCUCCUAAACGCAGACACGAACACGCACUCUCCGCCUCAGCGACUUACGCGCUUCUUCACAACGCUGCACUCGGCCUUGAAGAAUCCGUCGCGCGCAGUGUUCCAGUUCUACCCCAACUCCGACGACCAGGUGCAGCUCAUCACGCAGUGCGCACAGCGCGCCGGUUUCGGAGGUGGCAUCGUCGUCGACUACCCUAACUCGAAGAAGGCACGCAAGAUGUACCUCUGUCUCAUGGUUGGGCAGCAGGAGAUCCCCAAGGGCAUCGAGGCGGAACACGAGGUCGAUUCGAGCGCGAGGCGCAAAUCGAUCCAGAACGAGCGGCGCCGGAAGCGCGAGGCGUCUCGCAAGAAGGCGAAGGGGACAAAGGGGCUCACCGGCAAGGAAUGGGUGCUCAAGAAGAAGGAGCUGUACCGCACCCGCGGCAAGGAGGCUGUGCCUCGAGACUCCAAGUACACUGCGCGCAAGCGUCGUGUGCAGUUCUGA